Xylona heveae TC161 is the source of this 723-nucleotide messenger RNA. RefSeq lists its product as hypothetical. The transcript is spliced from 2 exons. The coding region runs from base 1 to 723 and encodes 240 amino acids. NCBI's taxonomy places the organism in Eukaryota, Fungi, Ascomycota, Xylonomycetes, Xylonales, Xylonaceae. The record is from RefSeq and is a predicted model, not a curated record.
AUGAAAGACCGCCAGGAGAUGCGGACGAUGACACAGACAGCAGUGAAGAUGAAGUUGGACCUGCUCUUCCCUCAGGCCCACUCUACGAUGUACUAUCUCGUGCCCCUUCCUGGAUUUCAUGCGACUUGGACUAACUGGGCGCUGCAGACAGAUGAAGGCAGUCCAACCGCUCAAACAUCUGUAUUCGAUAAUGCCGCCUAUCAGGAAGCUGCCGAACCUGAAAAGCCACAGCGGGACGAGUGGAUGAUGCUACUGCCAUCAGGCGACGAUUGGUCCUCGAGAGUCGACCCUACAAAACUACGAAAUAGAAAAUUCAAUACUGGUAAGGGGGCACGAGCUCCGCAAGAAAAGUCUGGCGGGAUUGGUAGUGUUUGGACCGAAACACCGGAGCAGAAAAGAAAGCGACUGGAGAAUGAAGUCAUGGGCGUUUCCAAACCAGCAAGCCAGGGUGGCAGUAGGAGCAGUGAGAAUAUCCUCAGCACCGAGGAUAAGGAAGCAGCGAAGAGGAUACAGGAAUAUAAUGAAAAAUAUCGCAACAAGUCGUUGUACGAUGAACACAGCAAAUCAACGACCAAGGAAGAAGAGGAUGACCCAAGCAAGAGAGCGUUCGAUCGGGAAAAGGAUAUUGCGGGAGGGCAAAAGAUAGGAUUCACACAAAAAAGAGAAAUGUUGAACCGAGCAAAGGAUUUUGGCUCGAGAUUCUCUGGUGGGCGUUAUUUAUGA